AGAUGGGAUCAUUCCGAAGAUUGGUUCAUACCGCUCCAUAAAGCACAAGAGGUCAUGAAAUCCAAAGAAAGAUAUGUCGAAAUCUCACUCGACUUUGAAGAAUAUGAUUAUAUUGAUGGUCAUGUAAUUGAUGGAAGAACUUUGCUACCCGCAACGACUUAUCUUGUACUCGUUUGGCAAACUAUUGGCAUGAUGAAAAAGCAAAUAUACACAACAGUACCAAUAAUAUUCCAAGAUGUAAAAUUUAAUCGUGCUACUCAUUUAUCGAAAAAUAAUACUGUAGGACUAAUGAUUGCGAUUCAGAACGAUGGGAAGUUCGAAAUAACGGAAGGCGACAGCGUUGUUGUGACAGGUAUAGUGCAGGAGACAUCAAAUUUAGAACAAGAAAUGAUGAUAGAUCAAUUACCCGAGAACAACGAUGAAGAAGAACAAAUGACCGCACGAGAUAUCUAUAAGGAAUUUAAACUACGCGGUUAUCAGUAUAGCGGCUUGUUUCGCGGAUUAAAGAGUGCAUCUAUUUCAGGCAAAAAUGGACAUAUUAUUUGGGCAAACAAUUGGGUAACAUUUAUGGAUAACAUGUUACAGAUGCGUAUUAUCGGUUAUGAUACAAGAGAUUUAUAUGUUCCUACGAGUAUUCAGAAAUUAGUGAUCAAUCCUGAGCUGCAUGCAAUAAAGGUACGAGAAAUCUACGCUGCCGACUUGGAAGCUACGAUAAACGAAGACAAACAAUUACCAGUCCGAAUAUACAAAGAGAUAGACACGAUUGUAGCUGGCGGAAUAGAGAUUCGAGGACUUAAAGCUUCUCAGAUCUUACGCCGAAAAUUAGCUCAAGAUGCAGUUAUCGAAGAACACAUAUUUGUAGCUCAUUGUGAUCACGCUAAGGUUUCUUUAAACGAAGCGAUUCGAAUAUCGGCGCAACUCGCAUUGGAAGAUCACAAAAUUGUCAAGGUGAAAGCCAUCGAAAUAGUGGAAGAUGACAAUGACGUUCCAUUAGAAUAUCUCUCAUCUUCAUUACUAAUUGAGGCAUUUAAUGAUAUGCCAUUGAUACAAACAAAUAUCACUCUAUUAACAUCGCCGAAUCGUUUCAAUCCAUCAGAUUUAUCACAAGACAUUUCAAUCGCAGAUUUAAACACAGCAUAUACAGAUGACAAAGCUUUAAUAGUUGCCGGAUUCAAUCUUUUGACCAAACGACAGACUUCAUUAAAGCGAUUGUUGCCAUUUUUGAGAGAAGGUGGUUAUCUAUUGACACGCGAGAAAUGCGAAAACAUAACUGACUAUAAGAAAUGCUUGCAGCAAUAUAAAUUAAAUGUUAUUCUUGAAAAGCGCACAGAUAAAGAAAUAAUUGUGCUUCUGAAGAAGAAAGUUUUGAUAGAAAAAGAACUGUUGUCUUCAUAAAUAAUAAUAAUUUCAAUUGGCUGGACGAUCUAAAGUCGCUUGUGAGCGAUGAAAACAAACUCGAGAAAAGUAGUAGAAUUAUA
Molecule: messenger RNA, 1478 nt
Organism: Wasmannia auropunctata (little fire ant)
Lineage: Eukaryota; Metazoa; Arthropoda; Insecta; Hymenoptera; Formicidae
Product: fatty acid synthase-like
Exons: 3
Coding region: 55-1395 (446 amino acids)
Biological process (GO): fatty acid biosynthetic process
Molecular function (GO): fatty acid synthase activity
Source: RefSeq, a predicted model, not a curated record